AUGCUACGCCGCUUCCUCCUUGUCGCUGCCCUCGCUGGGUUGGCCGACGCGCUGCUACCGCCGCCACUGCGCGCGACCGCGACCAAACAGGCGUCCACAUCCGGAUCACGACCUUUCUGCUUCCUAACGGCCAAGGCCGAGGAGGAAGGGAGCUCGUGGCGCACGCAGCUCAACCGCGUGUCCCUCUUCGCGUCGCUGGCCUGCGCGGUUGAUUGCACAGUCUUUCCUGUCCUCCUGGCCGCGUUGCCACUCAUCGGCGCAAUCUCGACGGGUGGCGCGACGGCGUGGCUUCACAAAGCUUCGCACGCGGCCGCCCUCUGGUUUGUGGGCCCUGUCGGAGGGCUGGCCGUCGCCGCAAACUGGUUUCAGCACAAACGCGCCUUCGUUGCCCUGUGGGGUCUCAGUGGCAUUGCGCUCAUCAUCCUUGCUAAUGUGCACCUUCCACACAUGAUUCUCGGCCUGUCGAUGCCGCAUGCCAUCGCUCAAUUCUUGCACACGCACCACUCGCUGCUCAACGUCCUCGGCUGCGGCGUCCUCCUCUCCUCGCAGCGCCACGCACACUCCCUCACCUGCUGUGGUGGCGGACACAGCCACUGA
This is a messenger RNA of Emiliania huxleyi CCMP1516, 597 nucleotides long. RefSeq lists its product as hypothetical. Gene Ontology annotation, cellular component: membrane. Bases 1 to 597 code for a protein of 198 amino acids. The record is from RefSeq and is a predicted model, not a curated record. Gene Ontology annotation, biological process: mercury ion transport. Lineage: Eukaryota; Haptophyta; Isochrysidales; Noelaerhabdaceae. Gene Ontology annotation, molecular function: mercury ion transmembrane transporter activity. The transcript is spliced from 2 exons.